AAUGAGCAGCCAGAAGAUCGGGAUCGUGGGCAGUGGACUGAUAGGAAGAGCUUGGGCGAUGCUCUUCGCAGCGGCUGGCUAUCGAGUCCAGUUGUACGACAUCCUGGAAAGCCAGCUAUCCACUGCUUUGCAGGAAUUGGACAAGGAUCUGCACAGUCUGGAGGAGAAGGGUUCGCUGAGGGGGAAGUUGCGUGCCUCGGAGCAGUUCGCUCUCAUUGAGGUCACCACUCGAUUGGAGGAACUCACCCGAGAGGCUCUGCACAUUCAGGAGUGUGUUCCCGAGGUCCUGCAGCUGAAGAAGUCCCUGUACUCCCAGUUGGAUGAGCUCCUCGAGGAGCAGACAGUGGUGGCCAGUUCCACGAGCACUUUUAUGCCUUCGCUUUACAGCGAGGGAUUGAAAAAGAAGCAACAGAUGCUGGUGGCUCAUCCUCUCAAUCCCCCAUACUUCAUCCCCCUUGUGGAGAUUGUUCCAGCUCCCUGGACAUCCCCUCAAGCUGUGGAGCAAACCCACAAACUGAUGCUGAGCUUGGGCCAGCGACCAGUGACUCUGAAGAGGGAAAUCCAGGGAUUCGCCACCAACCGGAUACAGUAUGCCAUUCUGAACGAAGUGUGGCGAUUGGUGGCUUCCGGCAUCCUCAGCGUGGCGGAUGUGGAUCGAGUACUGAGUCAGGGAUUGGGAUUGCGAUAUGCUCUUCUCGGAUCCCUGGAGACAGCCCAUCUAAAUGCUCCCGGUGGAGUGGCGGAUUACUUCCAGCGAUUCGGAGGGGAGAUCUCCGCCGUAAGUGCCACCUAUGGAGAAACCCCAAACACUCGUGAGGAUCGGGAAACUCUGGCGGAGAUUGCCAGGCAGUGUGAGCAGCUGGUUCCGCUGGAAAGUCUCGACGAGAGACGCGCCACCCGCGAUGAAUUCCUCACCCAGUUGGCCAAGCUAAAGAAGCAGUUUGAAUAGGAAAUUAAUGGCGGGGUUUCCGAUGUUCCCUGAAUAAACCGAGAACUGAGAAUCAACUAAA
Drosophila ficusphila is the source of this 1010-nucleotide messenger RNA. RefSeq names its product lambda-crystallin (gene Had2). Gene Ontology annotation, biological process: fatty acid metabolic process. Bases 2 to 949 code for a protein of 315 amino acids. The record is from RefSeq and is a predicted model, not a curated record. The transcript has 2 exons. Lineage: Eukaryota; Metazoa; Arthropoda; Insecta; Diptera; Drosophilidae. Gene Ontology annotation, molecular function: oxidoreductase activity, acting on the CH-OH group of donors, NAD or NADP as acceptor; NAD+ binding.